AUGGAAGACGUUGGUGGCCAAGUUGCUGCCCCAAUUUUCAUUCAUCAAACGCUCUCGGGCCGGUUCUGCGAUGUGCCGGCCAUGGCGAGGAAGCGCGAUCUCCCUUAUCAGGGCUCCAAUUAUCAACACCCUCACUCGCAGCAGCCGCGCUUCACAACCGCAGGGAACAACUGGAAUCCUAACGUUUGGGACUGGGACAACGUGAGAUUCGUUGCCAAGCCACUGGACGCCGAGAUGCUGCAUCUGGGUAGUUCCAGAACAGAGCAGGGGAAGAAAGAGGAAGCUUCCGGGUUUGUGAAGAACACUGCGGAAGAUGAAGAUGAUGAGAGCCUUCAAUUAAAUCUCGCCGGGGGCUUGACCUCUGUGGAGGAGCCCGUGCCCCGGCCCAACAAAAGGGUCCGCUCUGGAUCUCCAGGGAAUGGCAGCUAUCCUAUGUGCCAAGUUGAUAACUGUAAGGAAGAUCUGUCGAAUGCUAAGGACUACCAUCGCCGGCAUAAAGUUUGUGAGAUUCACAGUAAAGCCACCAAAGCCCCUGUUGCCAAGCAGAUGCAGAGGUUCUGCCAGCAGUGCAGCAGGUUUCACCCCCUUUCAGAGUUUGAUGAGGGGAAGAGAAGUUGUAGACGGAGACUUGCUGGGCAUAACCGGCGAAGAAGGAAAACCCAACCAGAGGAUGUUACCUCACGGCUCACUCUCCCAGGAGACGGGGAUAACAAAAGCAUUGGAAAUUUGGAUAUCGUCAACUUGCUAGCUGCUAUAACUCGUCCACAAGGGAAAAAUGAUGUCAGAAAUAUCAACUGCUCAUCAGUACUGGACACAGAGCAGCUCCUUCAGAUUCUUAGUAAGAUAAAUUCAUUACCUUUGCCAGCAGACCUUGCUGCAAAGUUGCCUAAUCUCGGAAGUUUAAAUAGGAAAGCUGUGGAACUACUUGCUUUAGAUCUUCAAAACAAAUUGAAUGGAAGAACAUCUGCAUCAACUGUUGACUUGCUUACUGUACUAUCAGCUACUCUAGCAGCUUCUUCUCCUGAAGCUCUCGCAAUGUUAUCUCAAAAGAGCAGCCAGAGUAGUGACAGUGAGAAAACUAAGUUGACCUGCUCUGACCAGGCAGCUGGUCCCAAUUUGCACAAGAUACCUACACAGGAGUUUAAUUCCACUGGGGGAGAGAGAAGUAGUACUAGUUACCAGUCUCCCAUGGAGGAUUCAGACUGCCAGGUUCAAGAAACUCGCGUUAAUUUACCUUUACAGCUAUUUAGCUCCUCGCCUGAAAAUGAUAGUCCGCCAAAACUGGCUUCUUCUAGAAAGUAUUUCUCUUCUGACAGUAGUAAUCCAACCGAGGAUAGGUCUCCUUCAUCUUCCCCUCCUGUUGUGCAAACUCUGUUUCCAAUGAAGAGUAUGGCUGAAACUGUGAAGUCUGAGAAAUUGUCAAUAAGCAAAGAGGUUAAUGCAAACCCUGACUCUAGCAGGACUCGUGGCUGUAACAUGCCUUUUGAUCUUUUUAGAGGGUCAAAUAGAGGCGCUGAUGCUAGCUCCAUUCAAAGUUUUCCGCAUCAAGCUGGUUAUACUUCUUCUGGUUCGGAUCAUUCACCUUCUAGCUUGAAUUCUGAUCCUCAGGAUCGCACUGGAAGAAUAUUAUUUAAACUAUUUGAUAAGGAUCCAAGCCAUUUACCAGGGUCAUUGCGGACACAGAUAUACAAUUGGCUUUCCAACAGUCCAUCUGAAAUGGAGAGCUACAUAAGGCCUGGUUGUGUGGUUCUAUCAGUUUAUGUGUCAAUGUCGUCUGCCGCCUGGGAGCAAUUUGAAGGAAACCUGAUUCAGGGUGUCAGUUCUUUGGUUCGAAGUUCAGAUUGUGAUUUUUGGAGAAGUGGGAGGUUUUUAGUUCAUACAGGCAGGCAAUUAGCAUCAUACAAAGAUGGAAAGAUUCGUAUAUGCAAAGCCUGGAGAUCAUGUAGUUCCCCAGAGUUGAUCUCUGUGUCCCCUUUGGCUGUUGUGGGUGGGCAAGAAACCUCUCUUGUAUUGAGGGGCAGAAAUCUGACUAAUCUUGGCACCAGGAUUCAUUGCACAUAUCUGGGUGGUUACACAUCAAAGGAAGCUACAGGAUCAACAUAUCAUGGAACAAUGUAUGAUGAGAUAAACUUGGGCAGUUUCCAAGUUCAUGAUGCAUCUCCUGGUGUUCUAGGUCGCUGUUUCAUAGAGGUGGAAAAUGGUUUUAAGGGCAACAGCUUUCCGGUGAUAAUAGCUGAUGCUACAAUCUGUAGAGAAUUGAGACUCCUUGAGUCGGUGUUUGAUGCAGAAGCAAAAGCAUGUGAUGUAAUUUCAGAAGAUGAAAAUCGUGAUUAUGGACGGCCCACGUCAAGGGAGGAAGUCCUUCACUUCUUGAAUGAGCUUGGGUGGCUCUUUCAACGCAAAAGGAUCUGUUCAAUGCUUCAAGAGCCCCGUUAUUCACUUAGCCGUUUCAAAUUCUUACUGACAUUCACUGUUGAGAAAGACUGUUGUGUGUUGGUCAAAACUCUUCUAGACAUUCUGUUUGAAAGAAAUUUAGAUGGUGAUGGGCUGUCGGGAGAGUCAUUGGGGAUGCUGUCAGACAUCCAGCUUUUGAACCGGGCGGUAAAAAGGAGGUGUAGGAAGAUGGUUGAGUUGCUUGUUAAUUAUUCUGUAAUUAGCAGUGACAAGAGAUAUAUUUUUCCACCCAAUCUUUCUGGACCUGGUGGCAUGACACCUCUUCAUUUGGCUGCUUGUAUGUCAAAUACGGAUGACAUGAUUGAUGCUUUGACAAAUGACCCGCAGGAGAUCGGAUUGAACUGCUGGAAUUCCCUUUUGGAUGCUAAUGGGCAGUCUCCAUACGCUUAUUCUCUGAUGAGGAAUAACCACUCUUAUAACAAGUUGGUGGCUCGUAAACUUGCUGACAGAAGAAAUAGUCAGGUUACUGUGACAAUUGGAAAUGAGAUAGAGCAACCUCAGAUGACUAUGGAGCUGGAGCAUAGGACAAGUACGCGAUUCAGACAAGGUAGUGGAUCAUGUGCCAAGUGUGCGAUGGCAGCAUCAAAAUACAGCAGGAGGGUUCCAGGUGCUCAAGGCUUGCUUCAGCGCCCCUUCAUUCAUUCUAUGCUUGCCAUAGCUGCUGUUUGUGUAUGUGUCUGCCUGUUCUUGAGAGGCUCCCCAGACAUUGGUUUAGUUGCUCCUUUCAAGUGGGAGAAUUUGGAUUUCGGCACAAUUUAA
Molecule: messenger RNA, 3213 nt
Organism: Prunus armeniaca (apricot)
Lineage: Eukaryota; Viridiplantae; Streptophyta; Magnoliopsida; Rosales; Rosaceae
Source: the annotation of a GenBank genome assembly